This is a messenger RNA of Corticium candelabrum, 4163 nucleotides long. Its product is annotated as myosin heavy chain, cardiac muscle isoform-like. Lineage: Eukaryota; Metazoa; Porifera; Homoscleromorpha; Homosclerophorida; Plakinidae. Bases 71 to 4024 code for a protein of 1317 amino acids. The transcript has a single exon. The record is from RefSeq and is a predicted model, not a curated record.
AGAAUUGAAUCUUGAAAGAACAGCAGUUGAAGAAACUAGAGAUGAAUCAGAACAAACUGGACAGCUUGUGAUGGUAAAGAGAGACAGUAGAGCUACUGCUGAUAGACACCAAGAAAAGGAGCAAAGAGGAGUGAAGGGACCUGACUUGCUAGAUAUUACCAUCAACGACAAAACUCAUCAACAUGAAGCAAUCAGUUUGACAGAUAUGAGAGCGUCUUUGUCUGCUAUUCUCGACAUAGUAAAUGAGAUCAGGCAGACACAACUUCUUCAACAGCAAGAUUCAGGUUCACUCGAGCGGACAAUUGUUCCACAAAGUGACGAUAUUUCUGCUACGUCAUCAAUGGCACAGAUGGAUAGUGUGCAAGAUGUUUUCCAGACUGCCUCAUCUCCACUUGAGAGCUUGACUAAUGACAGAUCAACUGAUAAUUUUCAAGUCUACCCUCAUUUUCCUAACACUUUUCCUUCGUCAUUUACACACGAAGAAGCAGUUGCUAGUGCCAUUACUCAGUUGCUGCCUGCCAUUGAGACUUUAAUUGAUAAGAAACUCAAACCAGAAGACAAAAGAGAAGAUAGUGAAAGCAGGACACAAUUAGAAAAUAACUUGACCAAACAGUUACAAGAAGACAAAGCAAGAAUCAGUCAACAUACAGAGGAACCAGCAAAAUUAGCUCAUGCUGAGACAAAACUGCAAGCUAAAAACAAACAGAAUGAGCACACAAUAGCAAAUCAGCAGGAAAUAGAACAAGCACGACGUGAGUUAUCUGAAUAUGACAAAGAGAACAAGAGUCUUCACUUACAGCUGAGUGGUGUGCAAGAAGACCCUAAAACUGCUGUCAGUGAAAAGGAAGAGUUACGACAAGCACUGAUGGCCCUCCAAACACAAAUGGAGUUAAACAAUGAACUGAAAGAAGUGACAGCCAACUUGCACAAGCAGCAAGAAAAUGAAUUACGGCAAGAACUAACUAUGAUACAGAGUACACUGACACAGAUGGAGAUGCAGAUACAGAUGAAAGAGAGAGAAUUAGAUGAAACAUGCAGGGAAAAGGAACAAGAAUGUCAAUGCUUGAAACAACAACUGACACAAACAGUAGCAGAAAACAAAGUGAUGAAAAGCGAUAGAGACAAACUACAAGAGCUCUGUAGUGCAACUGUUAUCUCUCGUGAUCAAACACAAUUGCAACUACAAACGCUGGAACAUGAAGCAGCUGAAACUCGACGUCAGCUACUUGAUGCAAAGGAAAAGUAUGACCAGUGUGAAUCUCAUCAGUCACAAGUUAAGCAAACUCUACAAAACGUCCAACGACAACUAAACGAAGCAGAAAGAGAGCUAACAGAGAGUAAAUCACAAUCGAAAUCAAAGGAGAUUAACCUACAAGAUGCUGUUCGUCAACUGAAUCAGAAAAGAGCAAAAUUGAAUGAAACUGAGAUACGCUUAUUGUCAGUAGAGCAAACAAACAGUAAAAUGCAAAUGAAACUGACAGCAACUAUGGAAGCAGAAUUUCAGCUACAGACAGAAAUUGUACAACUUCAAGCGUCAAAUCAUGCACAAGAGAAACUCGCGGAAGAAUGGAUGAAACAACUUGCAGCGAAUAAGAAUGAAAUUACAGAAUUGAGAAAAGAAAAGGAGAAAUAUCAAAUUGAACUGAAGAGUGCAGAAGAAGAACUAAAGAAGCAAAUAGAAAAACAAUUUCGCCUUGAAAAUCGAAUGCAAGAGACAGAGGGAUCAUUGGCUGCCCUGACAGACAGAGAGAAAAUGCUUAAAGAUCAACUAGGCAGUGCUAUUCAGCGAGCAAAAGAAAAAGAAUCAGAGAUGGUAGCUACGAUGGACGCCUUACAAACAAGAAAUGUGCUGUUACAAGAGAAACUGGCUAGCAAAGAUGCCAGUCUCGUGAAGUCUGCACAUACCCAUGCUGAUACGUCUGGUAGAAUGCAACAGUUGAGCAAAGAGCUGGAACGUGUGCAACAAGAAUUGUCACAACAGAGGGAAACAACAAUGAAGCAGCAAGCUGACAUGAUCAAACAGCAGACUGAUUACCAGCAAGUGGUACAUAAACUAAAGAAGAGGGAAGAGAACAUUCAAAAUAUGGAAAAUAAAAAGACGAUGUUGCACCAAACCAAUGACAUUCUUCUACAAAGAGCAAAAGAAGAGAGUAGCAUAGAAAUCAGCAGAGAAAAGGAGAAACUUGAGAAACUGCUUCAACAAAUGCAAUCAGAGUUGUUGGCUAAAGGAGAGACGUUAAACAAGGCAGAGAACGCAGUGACGAGUCUGCAAAGCGAAAUGUUGCAUCUUCAACGUAAGGUGACAAGUCAGGAGGGAGAGGUGUUAGCCUGUCAGGUGAACCUCGCGCAGAGCACGCGACAAUUGCAAGAGGUAAGAACACACAACGAGCAACUGACUGCUGACCUACGGACAGUGAGAGCAGAGCGAAACGGUUUAAUGGAACAAAACGAGCAACUUCAAGCAUCAUGCAAUGAGCUGCGUGCUGACUUGCAAACCGUCACUCAAGACAAAGAGAAAAGUGAUGAGAAGGCAGAGACGAUGGAAAUUGCAUUUGAAGAAGAGAGAAUGAAAUCGGAAAAGCUUGCUCAAGAGUACAGCAAUGUGACGACAAAGCUGGAAGGUGACUUACAAGAAAGACAACAGGCGGUAUCUGAUCUGAAUAAAGAAAUCAACGGUCACGUUACGGAGAUAGCGGCGCUCAAGCAAGCAAAUAGUUUACAACAGAUGCAACUAGACCAGACCACAGUAGCACACGACGACGUAAAGGCCCAGCUGGACAAGGAAACGAGCAGAAUGAAAGCGGAGGCGGACAGACUGCGUGAUGAAUUGCACAGUCAGAAAGAGGAGAGUCUGAUGAAUAGGACUACAGCGGCAGAGCUGCAGAAUCACCUGGGAAUGACGAGGCAAAACCUCGCGCAAGCAGGAGAGUCAAUGGAGAGACAGCAAGAAGUACUACGGAGCGAGGCGGAUGCGAGACAAAAGCUGGAAGCGGAGAGAAGAAAGCUGAAAGAGCAGCUUGACCAGGAAGAAGAGAAAACAGCACAAUUAGAGGAACAAAACCGGGAGGUGCAAUCCGCAUUGGCUAAAACUCACCAACAACUUUCAGAGCUGUCCAAACGUCUUGAACAAGCUCAAACAACAAGCAAGACUUGGAAAGCAGAGUUGGAGGAAAAGGAUGUGGAAGUCAAUAAACUGAGCACUGACAAACAUAAAGCUGUAGAUGAGAACUCCGAGUUACAAAGAUGUCUCUAUUAUGCAGAAAGCAACCAAAGAAGACUGGAGGAAGAGAUGAGAGCUCAGUCUGAUAGAGCAGAUCAACUGCAGGGAACAGUAGAAAAGCUAAACGAUGAGUUGCAAGAGGCAAUUCGAUUACGAGAAGAGAAUGAGAAAGCACGAUCAGUUGCAGUAGCCAAAAUCAAAUCUCUAGCAUCCAGAAACCAAGAUGUUGAGCGCACCAUUGAACAAUUGACAGCAAUUCAAAACAGUCUACAACAGUCGGUUGCUCAAGCCAAUGAGGAGAAGGACAAGAUGGUCACUGCCCUCGAGUCAAGAAUAGAAGUACUAAAACGGGAUGUAGAAAAGAAAACAGAAGCUUUAGAAUCUCAAGCAACGUCAGAGAAUCAACUGAGAAGGAAACUUAAAGUGGCAGAAGACGAAAGCAAGCGAGCAGGCCAGCUAUUUGGUCAAUUGAGCGAGUUGCAAGCAAAACUAAUCAAUGCUGAAACGAGUCUCGAACAAAGCACUCGAGAACUGACUGAAAUAAGAACAAAUGCAGCCGUACUGCAAGGCGAACGAGACCAAUUGAUGGUGAUCCUUCGAGACCAAGGCAUACAGAAGCACACAGAAAAACCGUCCACACCAGCCGCAAUGAAACGGCUACGAGCAGGAACUGCAUCCAAGCAAGAUGUUCUUGUGCUGUUGAAAGACAAGGACGAAGAAGCACAAAGACUGAAGGAAUACGUUGACAAGCUACUGUCUGCUGUAAUAGACCAAGCACCAUUUGUGUUGGAAGCAAUAAAGUGAAUUGUUGUACACGAUUGUGUGCACUAAAUUAUGCAUGAACUUGAGUUGUUAGUUGAGUUUGCAUGCACAAUGUAGAAAGAUGUAUUCCCUGUAUUUGCAACAUAUUCAACGCGACAUACUAACAACAACGUCUCUUGAU